CCCUGACAUUCCGUGAUGUAAAUUAUUCCACGCAUGGCUCGAAAUGGGUUCGAAGCAGUGUUGCCAGGUGUUGGAUCACUAGUUUGUCAUGGAUGAUGAUGAUGAUUCGUGUCUCCUUGAUCUUAUUGGAGACCCACAAGCAUUGAACUAUUUUCUUCAUGGACCUAGUAAUAAAUCUAGCAACGAUGACUUGACUAAUACAGGAUAUUCUGCAGCCAACUCAAAUUCCAUUUUCGCCAACUCUAGUAAUGCUGAUCCUAAGUCAUCCCUCAAAGGUGUGAGUAAUCAGCUUGGAGAAGGCCCCAGUGAUGGACUGCCGCUUUCAACUAGCCUUCAGUUUCUUGAAGAUGAACUUGAGUCUUCUCCUCUUCCUGAUCUCAGUGAGGACCAACCUUUCGACAUUCUUCAGAAAUCCUUGCAGGAAGCCAAUAUUACUGAACAGACAUUGGCAGAAGAGGCAUAUUUGGAUGCCAGUAUAGGUUCCAGCCAACAGUUUGCACAGGCUCAGCUUCAUCCUUCUUCAUCAGCAUCCUUUACUCAGGCUUCUAAUGUUUCUAAUUACUCAGGUCAGACGCUGCAGCCUAUAGGGGUGACUCACGUGCCUGUCGGAGCAUCGUUUGCAAGCAAUACAGUGGGUGUGCAACAUGGCUUUAUGCAACACGUGGGGAUCAGUGUUCCCAGCCAGCAUUUGUCAAAUAGUAGUCAGAUUAGUGGUUCUGGUCAAAUACAAUUAAUAGGGUCAUUUGGGAAUCAACCUUCUAUGAUGACUAUUAACAACCUAGAUGGAUCUCAAAUCAUAUUAAAGGGCAGUGGGCAGCAAGCCCCAUCAAAUGUGAGUGGAGGGCUGCUGGUUCACAGACAGACUCCCAAUGGCAACUCUUUGUUUGGAAACUCCAGUUCCAGUCCAGUAGCACAGCCCGUUACAGUUCCAUUUAACAGCACAAAUUUCCAAACGUCUUUACCUGUGCAUAACAUUAUCAUACAAAGGGGUCUUGCACCAAAUUCAAAUAAAGUCCCAAUUAAUAUCCAGCCAAAGCCUAUCCAAAUGGGUCAGCAAAAUACAUACAAUGUGAACAAUUUGGGAAUACAGCAGCACCAUGUACAGCCAGGCAUCUCUUUUGCCUCUGCAAGCUCACCCCAGGGCUCAGUAGUUGGCCCACAUAUGUCUGUGAACGUUGUAAAUCAACAGAACACAAGAAAACCAGUCACCUCACAGGCAGUGAGCAGUGCUGGGGGUAGUAUCGUUAUUCAUUCGCCCAUGGGCCAGCCUCAUGCACCCCAAAGUCAGUUCCUUAUACCUACAAGCCUUGCCGUCAGUUCUAACUCGGUACACCACGUCCAGACCAUAAAUGGGCAACUUCUUCAGACUCAACCCUCUCAGCUCAUUUCUGGCCAAGUGGCCUCAGAGCAUGUCAUGUUGAACAGAAACUCUUCCAACAUGCUCAGGACCAACCAACCAUAUUCUGGACAGAUGCUCAACAACCAGAAUACCGCCGUCCAGUUAGUAUCUGGGCAGACGUUUGCUGCCUCUGGAAGUCCAGUGAUAGUCAAUCAUGCUUCUCCUCAGAUUGUUGGUGGGCAGAUGCCCUUGCAGCAGGCAUCACCUACCGUAUUACAUCUGUCACCUGGGCAGAGCAGUGUCUCCCAAGGAAGACCUGGCUUUACCGCCAUGCCCUCAGUGACAAGCAUGGCAGGACCUAGUCGAUUCCCUGUUGUCAGCUCAUCCAGCACUGCCCAUCCCAGUCUUGGCUCUGCAGUUCAGUCUGGUGCAUCAGGAUCAAACUUUACCGGAGAUCAGCUGACCCAGCCAAAUAGGACUCCAGUACCAGUCAGUGUGUCUCAUCGUCUUCCAGUUUCUUCUUCCAAGUCUACCAGCACCUUCAGUAACACACCUGGAGCAGGAACCCAGCAACAAUUCUUCUGUCAGGCUCAGAAAAAGACUUUGACUCAGACGUCCCCCAUCUCAGCUUCCAAGACCACAGAUGGCCUGAGGCCAGUGCAGAUCCCCAGCCUCCUGAGCAGCACAUUGCCAGGGCAGGACUCUGGAAGCAAAGUUAUGCCAGUAUCACUAGGAACCACACAGACACAGCAGGACAAAGGAGUGGGAUCAUCUCCUGGCCAGCCAACUGUGCAGGUGGACAGUCAUACGGGAGGACAGAAAAGGCCAGCUGCAAAACAACUAACAAAAGGAGCUUUCAUCCUCCAGCAGUUACAGAGGGACCAAGCCCAUGCCGUGACCCCUGACAAGAGUCAGUUCCGAUCACUAAGUGAUGCAGUGCAGAGGCUUGUCUCCUACCAUGUGUGCCAGGGCUCCGUGCCUACCGAGGAGGAUCUGAGGAAAGUGGACAAUGAAUUUGAAACUGUUGCCACUCAGCUGCUAAAAAGGACCCAAGCUAUGCUUAACAAAUACAGAUGUCUACUCCUGGAAGAUGCCAUGCGGAUCGACCCCUCUGCGGAGAUGGUGAUGAUUGAUAGAAUGUUCAACCAGGAAGAAAGAGCUUCUCUGUCCCGGGACAGGCGACUGGCACUUGUAGAUCCUGAUGGCUUCCAGGCUGAUUUCUGUUGUUCCUUCAAACUUGAUAAAGCCACUCAUGAAACCCAGUUUGGCAGAAGUGACCAGCAUGGCAGUAAAACGACCAGCUCCUUACACCUGACGACCAAGGCCCAGAGCAGAGACCGAGCCAAACCAGGCAUGGCAGAACCCACAAAUCAUGACCAAUUUCAUCUAGUGCCUAAUCACAUUGUGGUCUCCGCAGAAGGAAACAUUUCUAAAAAAACUGAAUGCCUUGGCAGAGCACUGAAAUUUGACAAAGUGGGCUUAGUCCAAUACCGGAGUGCAUCCGAAGAGAAAACUAGCCGGAGAGACUCCAUGAAGGCCAGUGAGUGCUCUCCCGGCCCCGAAGGACCCCGGAAAACCUCAUCCAGACCAGAUCAUGGUCCUGAGAGCAAGCUCUCAGGUAUAGCUGUAGAUUCUCACUUGGAGAUGACGUGUAACAAUUCCUUCCAAGACAAAACUCUGAGGAAUUCUCCAAAGAAUGAAGUUUUACACACAGACAUCAUGAAAGGAUCAGGCGAACCCCAGCCAGACCUCCAACUCAGUAAGAGUCUAGAAACAACAUUUAAGAACAUUUUAGAACUCAAAAAGGCCGGGAGGCAGCCCCAGAGUGACCCCACGGUUAGCGGCUCUGUUGAGUUAGAUUUUCCCAACUUUUCACCAAUGGCUUUGCAGGAAAACUGCUUGGAGAAGUUCAUCCCGGACCACAGCGAAGGCGUUGUAGAAACUGACUCCAUUUUAGAAGCAGCUGUAAAUAGUAUCCUAGAGUGUUAAUAGCAACAAUCGACCC
Chrysochloris asiatica (Cape golden mole) is the source of this 3344-nucleotide messenger RNA. RefSeq names its product GLTSCR1-like (gene BICRAL). The transcript has 12 exons. Lineage: Eukaryota; Metazoa; Chordata; Mammalia; Afrosoricida; Chrysochloridae. Gene Ontology annotation, cellular component: SWI/SNF complex. Gene Ontology annotation, biological process: positive regulation of DNA-templated transcription. The coding region runs from base 89 to 3328 and encodes 1079 amino acids. The record is from RefSeq and is a predicted model, not a curated record.